Molecule: messenger RNA, 3501 nt
Organism: Blepharisma stoltei
Lineage: Eukaryota; Ciliophora; Heterotrichea; Heterotrichida; Blepharismidae
Source: the annotation of a GenBank genome assembly
AUGAACUGGAAGAAGCAAUCAGAGAUUCUCGAACUUCGUUCACACCCUGAAUUAAUCCGAAAUAUAUCUAUUCUCGCUCACGUUGACCAUGGUAAAACUUCUCUUUCUGAUAGCUUAAUCUCUUCUAACCAGAUAAUAUCCCCAAAGCUCGCAGGAAAGUUGCGUUAUCUUGAUUCCCGUCCCGAUGAGCAAGCAAGGUGCAUUACAAUGAAAUCAAGCUCAAUUUCCCUUAUUUACCCUAUGCAAGAAACCUCCUACCUUAUCAACCUUAUUGAUUCCCCUGGACAUGUCGAUUUCUCAUCUGAAGUCGCAGCCGCUCUGAGGGUCUGUGACGGUGGCCUGUUACUAAUAGACGUUGUCGAAGGGUUUUGUGCACAGACCUACACUGUGCUGAAACAGAGCUGGGACGAGGGCAUAAGGGUCUGUUUAGUUCUAAACAAAAUCGAUAGGCUCAUAAACGAGCUGAGAAUGACCCCAGAAGAUGCAUAUAAGCAUUUAAAUUCCAUUGUAGAAAAGGUAAACGCAGUCGUCAGUGGGUUUUAUUACGAAAAAAGAGGAAGAGUCGUAGACGACGAAAGCGACGAAGAAAGCUUCUUUUUUAAGCCAGAGCUUGGAAAUGUGGCCUUUUCAAGUGCACUAGAUAGGUGGGCGUUCACAUUGCGAGAAUUCGCAGAUAUUUAUGCGAAAAAAAUGGGAUUCAACCCUAAAGCUCUUUGCAGCUGCUUUUGGGGCGAGUUUUACUAUAACCCGAAAAGCAAAAAAGUCGUCAAAAAAAAAUUCAGCGAAAAAUGCCAGCCAAUGUUUGUACAGUUUGUGCUGGAGCCACUAUGGAGAAUUUACGACUGCAUUAUGAUCAACAAAAACCCAGAAAAGCUGACAUCUAUGCUAGAAAAAAUCGAUAUUGCAGUAUCUCAAAGAGAUAUGAGCUACUUGAACAAUGAGCCGAGAACUACUUUGCAAGCAGUUAUGAGCUCAUGGAUGCCAAUUGAUAAAUCAAUAUUGUCGAUGAUCGUCAGAAACCUGCCAAGCCCUAUAAAAGCGCAAGGGGAACGAAUAAAAGUGAUUGCACCUGCAUUAGAAGAAAAAUGCCCAGAAUUAUUUACAAGUGUUUCUGCAUGCGACCAAGCAGGGCCGAUUUCAGUUUUUGUGAGCAAAAUGGUGUCAAUUGAUCCAAGUAUCCAUAUUAAUAGAAAACCAGGCGAGGAAAUAGACUAUAAUGAAACUUUGAUAGCUUUUAGCAGAGUGUUUUCAGGGACUUUGACGAGAAAUACACCAAUUUAUGUGAUAGAAAACAAAGGAGACGUGAUUGAGUGCUUGAUUGAAAAAUUGUAUUUACUUAUGGGGCAGUAUUUGAUACCUGUAGAUAGUGCACCUGCAGGGACAAUUGUAGGGAUUGGCUCUUUGGAGCACGUUGUGUUUAAAACAGGGACUUUAUCGUCAAUUCCUGACUGUCCUACAUUUACGCCUAUUCCUCACAAAGCGUCGCCAAUAGUAAAAGUUUCAGUACAGCCUGUGAAUUUGUAUGAUAUGAAUAGCAUGGUUCAAGGGCUUCAGAUGUUAGACCGAUCUGAUAACUCUAUAGAAGUGUACGUACAAGAUAACGGUGAGCAUAUAAUUGCUGUAUGCGGAGAAGUUCAUUUACAAAGGUGUAUAAAAGAUCUUGAAGAAAAUUUCGCGAAAGUCCCUGUGACUGUUAGUGAGCCACUUGUGAGUUUUAAGGAGACUAUUGUGUUGGAAGGGAAGCAAUUUACAGAUAUUACUCCGAAUAAGUUGUGCUCAAUGACUGUUUCUGCUUAUCCGAUCCCUGAGCAUAUUUUGAACUUUUUGGAUGAAAAGCAAGAAGUAAUGAAACAAAUCUUUGGUGUUUUUGCUAUGCCGGAGUUAUAUAAAUCUGUAUAAGAAAAUUUAGCAUCUAUGCUAUAUACCAUAUCAAUAUAAUAUAUAAGGACCCCCCCCCCCAUUUGUCCAAUUUUCUAGUGUUUUAUCAUUUGUCCAUUUUUCUAGUUUUUUUUAUAGGAAAAAAAAAAUUUUUUUAGGACCUCAUUUGUCCAAUUUUCUAGUCAAAAUUUUGAUAGAGAAAAAAAAUUUUCAGGACCUCAAUUGUCUCAUUUUCUAGUUUUUUUAAAGUAAAAAACUAGAAUUUAGGGCAUUCGAAAAAAUGCAAAAAAGACUAGAAAAUUGGACAAAUCAUUUUUGACUAGAUUUUGGGACAAAUGAGGUUCUGAAAAAAAAAAAUUCUUAUAAAAAAAAGACUAGAAAAUUCGACAAAUGAGGGUGGGGGUCCUUAGAAAAUUCAAGUGAAAAUGGUAUAAACCUUCUACUGAAUUAAAAUCUGCAUUUAUUGAAGAAUUCAAAAACCUUUUAACCACUUGCCCACAGCCACUAAAAACCUUAAUUGAAGAGCAUCUCUUCUCAUUCGGCCCUCGCCGAGCAGGCAAUAACAUGCUAAUUUACAAAGAAAAAAAAUCCAUACUAGAAUCGUCCGAGCCUAAAGAAGAAACCAAAGAAGAAUCAGAGAGCGGAGACGAAAACGGAAGCUCCACCAAUGCAUCAAAAUUUUCAGGCUGCGACUUUGAUUUGCCUAAUGCUUUUAUCGCAGGCUUUGAUCUUGCCAAUAACUCUGGCCCACUAUGUGGCGAACCCCUUACUCCCCCAUCUAUCCAUGAACGAGCAAAUCAAUUUUGUUCGCUAAUGGAGUAGGGUAGUUUUUAAAAUUUUAUAUAUAAUUUUAUAGUAAAUUUUUUUCAAAUUAAAACUUUCCCCAUUCGUCAGUGUUAGAAAUUUAAAAAUUUUAUGUUUUUCUUUAAGGGUAUACCGAAAAAAUUUCAUAAAAUAUUUUUAUAUUAAAAAAUUGUUUGUGUGUUAUUGGAGGCAGGUUUUUAUCAAGAAUAUAUGAUUUUUCCGGCGAUUUAUCUCACUCACGGAAGGGGAGUUAGAGGUGUCUGCUUUGUUAUAGAAGAAGUCAAAAUUUCAAAUUCAGAAGAAACAAAAGAUCCAUAUGGACCUUUCCAAGGCCAAGUAAUUUGCACUAUGAGAGACGCAUGCAGAGGAGCUGUUUUAGCUAAUUCUCCACGAAUUGUAGAAGGGAUGUAUGAAUGCACGUUUCAGACCACCCAAGAGCACAUUGGACGCCUUUAUGCUGUUAUUAAUAGAAAAAGAGGAAAAAUUGUGCAGGAAAUUUUGACUGAAGGGACUGAUAUGUACGUGUGUAAAACAUUUUUGCCUGUGGUGGAAAGCUUUGGGUUCUCUGAUGAGCUGAGGAUUAUGACGAGCGGAGCUGUAAUGCCGCAGCUGACUUUUUCACAUUGGCAGAUGAUUGUGGAGGACCCGUUUUAUACCCAUAAAACACAAGAGCAGCUGGAAGAGUUCGGAGAGCAGCCGAUAUUGGAAAACUUGCCGAAGAGCAUCAUUAAUAAGGUGAGGAGGAGAAAAGGACUGGCAACUGAUGAAAAGUUAGUUAUUCAUGCAGAUAAACAAAGGACUUUGACUAAAAUGAGGUAG